Molecule: messenger RNA, 1296 nt
Organism: Penicillium salamii
Lineage: Eukaryota; Fungi; Ascomycota; Eurotiomycetes; Eurotiales; Aspergillaceae
Source: the annotation of a GenBank genome assembly
AUGUUGAACAACACCAGUUCUGACUUUGACCUGACUAUUCGUCAGCAGCCCAAUCGGGCCCGCGUGGCGGGGGGCAAAGAAAAAGAGCGAAAGCCGAUCGAUCCGCCCCCGAUCGUUCAGCUCCGAGUGCGAGAGGAGGGGACUUACCUCGCACAACACUACUUGCAAAGUCCGUACUAUUUCCUGUGCUGCAGUCUCUACGAUCCCACAGAGGAGCGUCCUGUACCCGUUGCACCGUCGACCGCAUUAGCAGGAACCCUGGUUUCGUCGCUUCACCGGUUGAAGGACGUGGACAACAGCGAUGGAGGGUUCUUUGUCUUUGGCGAUCUCUCAGUGAAACUGGAGGGCGAGUAUCGCCUCAAGUUCACCCUCUUCGAGAUGCGCAAAGAUAAUGUCUCCUACUUGAAAACUAUAAUCUCAGACCGAUUCACAGUGUCCCCUCCCAAGAGUUUCCCGGGAAUGAUGGAGUCCACUUUCCUGUCACGCUCAUUUGCAGACCAAGGUGUCAAAUUGCGCAUUCGCAAGGAGCCUCGGACCAUGAUGAAACGCCCAGCUCCACGACCAGAUGAAUUCCCUCCGGCAGUUGCUGCCCGGUCACCGGAACGUCAGACAGUACAGAUCCCGCCAGCAACUGGGUAUGGAGGUUACCCACCAACAACCCGGGAUUAUUCGUACUACGGUCCGCCACCAGUCAAGCGUCACCGUACCUCGAUCGACUAUGGUAGGCAGCAAGGUAUAUAUGACGCGGAGAGUCGAAUGCCGUAUAGCCAGCCCACAACUGCUUUAUAUCCCGGACAGGCAGGAGCCUACCAACCACCCAUGCACUCCUAUGCCGGAGGGCAGGUGAUGCCUGACUACUCGGUCUGUUUACCACCCACCAGCUCCUCGGAUUCCACCACUGACGUGGAUCAGAUGUACUCGGGAAUUCCUCAACCUGGCAUCCCACAAGCCACCGGUUUAUCCCAGAUGCCUGAUCCUUCCGGGCAAAGCCGAUCUAGCCAACAAGCCGCUGUGGGACAAUUGAUGGCGAUGAACCAGCCUGGGACACCUACCCCGGAUUCGACUGGAGCGAUGAUGGCCCAAGGAUACCGGUCCGGGCAGCCCGCUAGUUCUACGGUUCUGCCCCCGUUGCAGCGAAAUCGUGACUACCAAAAUGGACGUGGAUAUUUCGACCAAACCCAGACGAACACCCCCAUUCUCCCGUCUCAAAUGGUCAAAGAAGAAGAUCGCUUUGGCUCCGUGGCCGGUCCAACAGCCUAUGAUCAUCCUGGUUUCGCUAAUGGAACUCCCCAAUAA